Molecule: messenger RNA, 567 nt
Organism: Papilio machaon (common yellow swallowtail)
Lineage: Eukaryota; Metazoa; Arthropoda; Insecta; Lepidoptera; Papilionidae
Product: chorion class B protein PC10
Exons: 1
Coding region: 1-567 (188 amino acids)
Biological process (GO): multicellular organism development; chorion-containing eggshell formation
Cellular component (GO): egg chorion
Molecular function (GO): structural constituent of egg chorion
Source: RefSeq, a predicted model, not a curated record
AUGAUUGCUGGCCAGUUCUUAGGCAAUGCCUUAAACAACAACAUGCUCGCACCAGGUCUAGCGCCUGAAGCUAUGGGUUGGGCCGGACCAGGAUUUGGCUGCGGAGCUCCCUUCGGUGCCCCCUACGGUCCAGGACCUAUGAUUGUCCCUGAAUUUGCACCCUUAGGGCCGGCCACUCUACCGUCAUCGAACGGUGGUGGCUUUAUGGUAUCAAGUAUAUCUCCUAUCGCUCCUAUGGGUGUGUCAAUUAUUUCUGACAACGAAUAUACAGGUCCAUUGGCUGUCGGCGGUCAACUCCCUUUCUUGGGUACCGUGGAAUUGGAAGGCGCUCUCCCAACAGCCGGCUCUGGUGCCGUUUCAUACGGCUGCGGCAAUGGAAAUGUUGGUAUGAUCAGCGAAGAUAUACUGCCCACACCUGAAAUGGCAUACGCCAACGGUUUCGGACCCGGUUUUGGACCUGGUUUCGGUCCCGGCUUCGGAUACGGAGCCGGAUUCCCCGGACCCAACUACGGUUUGGGAUCUGCCGGUUUGGGUUUGAAUGGCCUUAACAGAUGUGAAGCAAUUUAA